CCAGUAACUUCUCUGCGAAGGGAUAUACCUCACUGGUAUAACGUCUUGGUUAUAGCUGCUACUGCUUACUAUACGAUAUCAGUGAUAUUUACUUCCCUCAUGCCAGUGUCCAAGUCAAGAGUGUACCAGCUGGCUCAGGACUGGAAAGGUUUCGAUGCCAUAAAGCAUCUAGUAGUAUUUGGAGAUUCGUACAGUUCAGUUGGCUACGACUCGAGAUCUCCCCAUCCAUCUCUGGCCAAACCGCUCGGCGUUACAUUUCCAGGGCCCUUUAAUUUCCUCUGGAAUGAGCCUGAUCUUCCAAACUGGGUCGGCCAUCUCAUCUCUACUCACCGAGGGAGCAAAGCACCUUUACUCGUUUAUGACUAUGCUGUCGGCGGCCAUCGCCUCUCCGGAGUCAACAGUCAAAUAACCAAUCACUUCUUACCGGACGUUGGUAAAAAACCUGACUGGGCUCCGUGGACCCCAUCGGAUACUCUUUUCGUUACAUGGGUUGGCAUUAAUGAUUGCGCAUACGCUAAUGGGGGUGAAUACGGCUCGUUGUUGGAAGAAUUCUUUCGUCUGCAGCAAAAAUUGUAUGAGGCAGGGGCACGCAAUUUUCUCUUUAUCGAUGUACCUCCAAUCGAAAGAUCUCCUGCGAUCCCGGAUCACGCCUCUGAAGCUUACUCCGCCAAAUAUCUGAACUGGAACGCCGAACUAUCCAAGCAGACCGAGAAAUUCGUGCAAUCGCAUCCAGACGUCUCCGCAUUCGUCUUUUCCUCUUGGCAGACCUUCUCAUGCAUCCUCGAUGAUCCUGAUAUCUACGGAUUCCUCCCGUCAGCUGCUCGUCAGUAUGGUGGAGAUGUGUGGUACGACCACCUCCACCCGACUUCGGCAGUGCACAAGAUCAUAUGUGACGACUUCUACCAGUUCGUCUCCAGCAUACCUCCCCACGAGGAAAAGGUGGCGGCGGAAGUCAAUUCCGAGGAGCCCGUUUAAUCGACUGCAACUUAGGACAUAUAAUCUCGGGUUUAUGGAAUUGGAAACAGAUGGCUGUACAACUAGUUCAUACAUUGGGUUUAGACUUCUGCGGAAUGUAAUUUGUACACGCUUUGUAACAAAGCAAGCUAAGCAGUGGGGGAUGGUCAUGAUGCUAAUCUACCGCGAGAACAUGGAGGUCAUCCUCCGUCGUGUAUAUGAGUUCCUGACGUAUGAGAGAUUCAACAGCGUCCCACAACUCGCCCGGAUUGGGGCCAUGCGAAGCAUUUAAACCCCCUGCAAUAAGAGCUACCGGCACUCCACCGGGACACAGACUCGCAUUGUUGUGUACUGCGAUUAGAACAGUACGUUCCAAAGAACUGAGGUACGACAGUGGAUCGCUACCGAUGAGACAACAUGGUUGGCGCUCUGGUGAGAGAGAGGGAGAGGGCGACUUUGGAGGAAGAAGACGCCGCGCAGUGUCCGAGUCCUCUGUAUCGGAGUCGUUGUCACCGUCUACUGCACUCGAGUCGUCCUGAACUUGCUCUAAUGAGUCUGAUUCAUUCUCCGAAUGCUCUGAAGGAUUUGCGAGACGUUCGGUGUCGGCGGUGACGAUAUGUGACUGGACAGCGUUGUGUUGAGGGAGAAGACUAGGACCAGCAUUGAUAGCGGUGGCCUGCGGGGGCCCACUUAUAAUACUCUGUUUUGUAGAAUAGAGGCCUCUCAUGUCUUGCACACUUAGAGGUUCACGGCCACUUUCGUGGUAUAAAGUUGCUACCAUCGCUUCCGCCAGAUGGCAAAAAAUCUGAUGCUUGUCAAUGACAGGCUUGAUGGACCUGACUUUCAAGUAUCUGACGUUGUUGUAGUCUUCUAGCUGACCGAACGCGCAAACAUAGCUGAACUCCUGGAUCCUUUCGAUUUCAUCUGCGUUCGCUUUAUAAAAUGGGUGGCUAGUCCAUAGACGAAGGCGUAUAUCACCUGGGGUGCCAUCGUCCACAUCCCAGUCUCUCCGUUUAUCAUGGAAAGUAUCAAUCUUAGCGACCAUAGCCACAACAGACACGGUCUCUAUCACCACUCCCUCGAUCGUAUAUGGUGCAGUGCUGUGAAUUUGGGUAGCCUCUCGAAGUUGGCGCACGGUUACAGGGCGGAGAUUUUGUGAUGAAGAGCUUGCCAUAGUACUAGUAGCGCUGUCUCAAAAGCUUCAAAGAGGCCUAGGAAAGUGACUUAGAUAGGUUCCGUUCAAAGUAGCAGUCUGAGGGAAC
This is a messenger RNA of Stereum hirsutum FP-91666 SS1, 2216 nucleotides long. RefSeq lists its product as uncharacterized. Bases 100 to 975 code for a protein of 291 amino acids. The record is from RefSeq and is a predicted model, not a curated record. NCBI's taxonomy places the organism in Eukaryota, Fungi, Basidiomycota, Agaricomycetes, Russulales, Stereaceae. Gene Ontology annotation, molecular function: hydrolase activity, acting on ester bonds. The transcript is spliced from 11 exons.